This is a messenger RNA of Amoebophrya sp. A25, 250 nucleotides long. Lineage: Eukaryota; Dinophyceae; Syndiniales; Amoebophryaceae. The record is from the annotation of a GenBank genome assembly.
CAGGUUUUGGGAGUCGCAGUGGUAAUUCUGGACACUUCUACCAAUGCGUUUGUGGUCCUUGCUGCACUCAUAUCCCUUCUUCUCGCGGCCUCUGCUUGUAGCAAUAGGACAGCAACUGGAUCUGGAAGUGGAAAGGCCCAUACAACUAGUACUGGUACUGGAACAAAUGUAACAAAGACCACUACUCCUAGUUCUGGACAGCAUUUUCUUCCUGCGCUGUUAGCAAUGAGUAUGGUUCUGUCGACAAUGG